Oryzias latipes (Japanese medaka) is the source of this 2561-nucleotide messenger RNA. RefSeq names its product F-box/LRR-repeat protein 12 (gene fbxl12). The record is from RefSeq and is a predicted model, not a curated record. Gene Ontology annotation, molecular function: protein binding. Gene Ontology annotation, biological process: SCF-dependent proteasomal ubiquitin-dependent protein catabolic process. Gene Ontology annotation, cellular component: cytoplasm; SCF ubiquitin ligase complex. NCBI's taxonomy places the organism in Eukaryota, Metazoa, Chordata, Actinopteri, Beloniformes, Adrianichthyidae.
AACGAUAGGUGGCAACAUCACAUAUUUUCUGAACAUUUAUCAAUAAGGCGCGCGGCAGAGCUGAUGUCAUAAACAUUUUUAAAAUUUAAAUAACUACUUAGACGUAGACUGAGUAUGUUCAGAGAAACCCAGGCCCGUUGCUUUGAACUGUUAAAUGAACUGAACUGUUGCUAACCAGAAGCUGUUUCCUGGGGAUUACUGAUUAGAGCGCAACCCGUGUGCAUCCGGAAAUUAGUCCGUGUGGAAGGUUUUGUUUACAGAAUGGAUGAAUUCAAAGGCUGCGAUUUGGAUUACUUCCCCGAAAACAUCUUGAUAGACGUGUUGUCGUUUUUGAGCGUCAGAGAGCUUGUUCGAGCUGGAAGGGUUUGUAAGAGAUGGAAACGGCUGGUUAAAGACCAAAGACUGUGGAGAACAGUAGAUCUGACUGCUUGGAAAGGGGUGACAUCUCGCAUCCUUUGGGUCUUGCUGCGUCAGUACUUUGGUUGUGGACUGAGGUGCCUUCGCCUGCGUGGCUUGCUGCUUUCUGCCCGGGGUGGAACCUUUCUCUCAGAGUCCUGGCUCAAAGCUUUGUCCACUAAAUGCCCUCGCUUGAGUAAGCUAUGCCUUCUACAUGCAGACUUGAGAACCUUACCCAACUGCCACCUCUUGCCUCCUUCUCUACGUGUGCUGGAGCUCCGUGGUUGUGAGCUCCCUCAGGGCUUUUUUUGUCAGGCCAAGAGUUCCUCACCUGCUUUUCCUCAGGACAGAGCAGUGGCUACUUCCAGCGCUGGUGGUUCACAGCAAGGAAAAAAUCCAAAAGUCAAAGGGCAGGCCUCGCCUUUAGGCAUUAGUAUUGAGAGUCUAGUUCUUAACAAUGUGCCCUCUUUCACAGAUCAGCACCUGCAGAGUCUGACAUCAUGGGAGAGGCUUUGUCGUUUAGAACUUCGCGACACAUUUCGUAUAACAGCAAAUGGGCUUAGAAGCUGUGCAGCAAAAGAUGGCCUUUCAGGUAUGGAGGGCCUGUCCAAGCUCAAGUUUUUGGAGUUAGGUAUUACAGCAAGGCAAGGCUACCAGUUGCAGAUGGCCUCCCUUGGGCUGGGCGCGGGAUGGCUUGGAUUAGAGGAGCUGAGUCUCGGUGGUAAAGAGGUAGGGCCGGGUUUGCUCUGUGCCAGCCGCUUGAAAGAUUUGAAGCGCCUGUGCUUGUGGGCCUGCACGCUCGGUGAGCUGCAGAUCGUGCGCAGCUGCAGGAUGCUCCGCGGACUCCGCCAGCUCCAGUUUGAAGAUGUUGUCUUCCAGCCUCGGCAGAGUCCACCGGCAGAAGAGGAGGAAAGGAGCAACGAAGAACAGCAAGAUGGAGAGGAACAUUCAGAGAUGGAUAACAACGAUGACAACAAGACACAAGACACGAAUGAUCCUUUUCCAAGCCUUAGGCGCUCAUUGGCCGUCAUGCUGCCUUCUUGUAGUCUGGUUUUUACCAACUGCUCUGUUCAAAUAAACGCAGACUGAUAGAGGUCUCAACUAAUGCUCUGUUCUGACAACAAGUCCAUGUAAAUCUUUGGGAGACUGUUGUAGUUUAGUACAAACAGCAAUCGGCACCCAAUAAUCUGAAAAUCAUCAUGGUUAAAGCCCCACUGUCUGUGUGAAUUGAAUAAAAUGGAAUUCCACUUUGAUGUUGGUGAGUUCACAAAGGCGCAUCGAAGGGGGGAGUGCACCCCCCUGUCCAUCCAAAAAGAGGGCAAAAAAAAAAAGAUUUACUUACAGGUUAAAUGGAGUUCAUUGUGUAAAGCUCUUUUAAGCCUUAUCCAAAUUAGAAAUAAUUAUUUCAUAUUUUUUGGAACUCUGGGUAAAAAAACAUGUAAAUAAGUGUUGCAUUUUUUAAAAUAGAUGUUUAAAUAGAUUCUUUCCGAAUUGACGUUCUCCAAUUAACCAAAAUUAAGGCUUCAUGGUGUGUUGUGAUAAAAGAUGAAAGCUAACUUUUAAACUCAUCAAGGUGAAUUACACUGAGAUUGUUCACUGACACAGGAUUAGGCUAAUUCAUCACACUGAUGGAAACAUCAAAAACCUUUUGUCACCCCUUUUUGAAAAAUGUGCCUCUUAGACUGACAGUUAUUAAGAAGAGGUGUUGAAUCAUGAAUGUUUUGAAGGUUUAAACAGAGUUUACUGUCACAAAAAGAUGUAUCAUUCUAUCUUUAAGCAGUUUCUUUUUUCAGGUGAAUCAAUGGGUUCUUUUUUUCAAAAAGAAGAAAUACUGAUAAGUGAGUCAUUUCAAGGUGCAUCCUUAGGUCGUGUUACAAACGUAGAAAGCAGAACUGUCACUGCUUGACUAUCUGACAUGCAUGUGUUGGUUGCAAAGCCAAAAAACUAAAGCGAGCUGAAAAAGCAACAAUGCACCUGUUUCCUGUUACUCAACUGCUUUUUACCAGGUUUUUACAUUCACAAAUCAUACAAUUCACUCACAUGUAGCAGGUUGUGGUGAUGCAAAUGCACUGUGUACUGCUAAAACAAGUCUCUCUCAAGUUGCAAUGUUUUUUUUUGUUUUUGUUUUUUACAUUUGUGAUAAUAAAUUUGAAUGUGAACAUAAA